AUGUCUUUAAAUUUUGCAGCACAACUCAAACUGUUCAGUGUGACAACAAUUCCAGGGCUUUCCAACUGGACAAAAGUUAGAAAACUUAAUGCUUCUUCAAAGGCAACAACUCCAGGAAUUACGGUAGUAACAACAACCUUUUUCACAUUAGCUCAGAUAAUAGUAGCAGUUUCUUCUUCAACAACAAUGACGGCAUUGUUAACCGAAAAUGAGAAAAAAUCCCCUCCUCAACUACUUCUCACACAAAAGCAACUUGUCGAACAAAUAGAAAAAGAAAAGUCUCUUCUCCAGGAACUUCUAAAAAAACAAAACCCUGCUCCUCACCAACAACUUCAACAGCUACUCGAACAACUACAAAAAAACCAUUCACACUUUCCUGAUCGUCUUCAACGGCAACAGCAACUUCGUAAGGAACUUGGACAGAAUUAUAGCUGUGAAAUUAAACAACAACUUCUUCAUAAACAGCAUAGUAUCCUUCAACUACUUCAAAAACAACAACCAUUUCUGGAUCAACUUCAGCACCAACAAGGAGUUAUUUUUCAGCAACUUCUUCAGCGACAACAGACUCUCGAAUCUCUACUACAACAAUUGCCUCAUCAACAACAAUUAUUUCAAAAACAACAACCUAUUCUUCAACAAUUUUUGCAGCAGCAACUGAAUUCUCUAAAACAAACAAUGCAGCCAUCGACUGUGCAUCAACAAGCGCUUGACCUUCAAAAACAAAUGCAACAAAAUCACGAGCAAUCUCGAAAUCAAGAUCAAAAUAAUCUUAGUAAUCAAAUUCAGAAGCACGAACAACAUCUUCAACUGCUCCAGCAACACCAUACUGUAUUAAAGCAACUUCAGCAAGAGAGGCAACUACUUUCCCAGCAAUUUCAACAUCAAGUGAAGCUAUUCCAGCAGCUUCUACUACUAAAACAACAGUCUUCUCAGUUAUAUCUAUCAUUUCUUAAGCAACUUCUACAGCUACAACAACAACUUCUUGAACAAUACAAACAGCAACAACCACUUAUUCAGCAGUUCCUCCAACAACAACAACAACUUGUGGAGCUUAUGGAGCAACAAGAACAACUUGUUGUGCAAAUACUUCUAGAACCUCAGCAAAUACAUAAUCUCCUUCAACAACUUCAGCAACUAGAAGUCCAAUUCCAACAACUUAUGCAACAACAACAACAACUCCUCCAACAACUCCAGCAGAGGCAGUCUUCAUUUCAGCAGCUUCUCCAAAAACAACAGUCCAUCUUUGAAGAACUUCUGAAAAGCAAACAGACUCUUCUCAAAAAUUUAAAACAACAAUUGGAUUAUUUGCUUCAGUUCCAGAAAUAA
Molecule: messenger RNA, 1326 nt
Organism: Brugia malayi
Lineage: Eukaryota; Metazoa; Nematoda; Chromadorea; Rhabditida; Onchocercidae
Exons: 2
Coding region: 1-1326 (441 amino acids)
Source: RefSeq, a predicted model, not a curated record